UGAGAUAUUUCUUGAACUUUUCACUUUCACAUGUUAGUAUUUUUUUUUUCCUGUUAUCAAAUCUUGUUACUUUUGUCUCUCUUCUUGUUUCUCUUCUACCAACACAACACCCCCUUUUAACUGAAACUCACAUUCUUCUUACCCUUCAUUUUAGGCGGAUAAACCGGUGUUUCACAGAUCCAAGUGUACAAAAAUCUUGAGUGUUGGUUGAUUUCAGCAUUUACUCAACUGGGAAAUGGUAAUUUCUGGAGCCAAUUGAAUCUCAUUUCUUUAGUAUUUUGCUGUACAAUAUGGAUAAAUAAAGAAAAACAAAUGAGUUAAGAUGGAGAAUCAGGAGUUUCGGCGGUGGGAUGAAUUAAUUCCUGAUGCACUUGGGAUGAUAUUUAGGAACCUUUCACUUCAAGACGUAUUAACUAUAGUUCCAAGAGUUUGCAAGUCGUGGAGAAAAGCGGCAAUAGGUCCUUAUUGUUGGCAAGAGAUCGACAUUGAGGAAUGGAGCAAAAAUUGCUGCCCUGAUAACCUUGAUCGGAUGCUUCAAUUGCUUAUUACGAGAAGCUGUGGUUCUCUCCGUAAGCUUUGUGUUUCUGGUCUCUCCAGGGAACCAAGCUUCACAUUCAUUGCUAACAAUGCCAAAUCUUUGCAGAUGUUGCGGUUGCCAAAAAGUGAUAUAGGUGAUUCCGCUGUGGAACAGGUUGCCGGAAUGUUCUCGAACAUUACAUUUUUGGAUGUAAGCUACUGCAUAAAAAUAGGAGCAAGAGCGCUUGGAGCCAUAGGGAAGCACUGUAGAUGUCUCACUGGUUUGCGUAGAACAAUGCAUCCCCUUGAGGUUAUUGACAAGCUUUCGCAAGACGAUGAAGCACUUGCAAUAGCCCGUACGAUGCCGAAGCUCAAGCAGCUCGAGAUUGCUUAUAUGCUGGUUGGUACAACAAGCAUAACCGAGGUCCUUAAAAACUGUGGACAUCUUGAGCUACUGGAUGUAAGAGGUUGUUGGAAUGUGAACCUUGAUGAAAAUUUUGUAAAGAAAUUCCAUCAGCUAAAGGUGGUCGGUCCGCUUGUCGUAGAUUGCUAUGAUAGGAACGGUUGGGACAAUUGUUCUGAUUAUUCAAGUUCUUCUGGCUAUGUACCAUGGGAUUUUGUGGCUGGUGACAUGGACGAUGACGACUUCGAUGAGAUGUCUGAUGUGUAUUGGGAGGAAGAUGACCAAAGUAUUGAGGAUGUCGAAAUGUGGUUUUAUGAUGACUUAAAUGCUGUGGACUCUGGAUACGAUUGGCCGCAAUCUCCUUGAGUUCUUAUCACAGUGCUUCUAGUUCAACAAAGGUUUUAAAGAUGAUUGGAGUACGUUGCAAAGUCUUAUGAUCAUUUCCUUUACAUUUGGAAUUCCUUCUUGAUGAGCCAUUUGUAUUCUCGAGGGGAUCAACAUAUUUUGUCUAUUAAGGAAUGUACUUUGUAAUUGUUCAUCCAACAAGUAUGUUGUGUUCACUAGGUCUAUUACUUAUGUGUUAGGUGAUAUGAUUUGUUGUUAAGUCGCAAGUAGCCAUAAGUAAGAGAGAAAUAGUGUGUUCCAGCUUAGGUAACGAUUUCAGAUUUUAUUGUUGAUACAACAGUGUUAUGGUGUAUCCAAUUUAUAGUAAAUAUUCUUUUGGUUAAGAUUAUGGUCCAUUUGAUGUGA
Messenger RNA from Nicotiana tabacum (common tobacco), 1669 nucleotides. RefSeq names its product F-box protein FBW2-like. Lineage: Eukaryota; Viridiplantae; Streptophyta; Magnoliopsida; Solanales; Solanaceae. Gene Ontology annotation, molecular function: protein binding. The record is from RefSeq and is a predicted model, not a curated record.